Dermatophagoides pteronyssinus (European house dust mite) is the source of this 1993-nucleotide messenger RNA. Its product is annotated as tryptophan 5-hydroxylase 1-like. NCBI's taxonomy places the organism in Eukaryota, Metazoa, Arthropoda, Arachnida, Sarcoptiformes, Pyroglyphidae. Gene Ontology annotation, biological process: aromatic amino acid metabolic process; serotonin biosynthetic process. Gene Ontology annotation, molecular function: tryptophan 5-monooxygenase activity; iron ion binding. Gene Ontology annotation, cellular component: neuron projection. The record is from RefSeq and is a predicted model, not a curated record.
ACUCAACAAAACGCUUGCGCAAAUUUUUUUUCCAAUUUGAUCAUUUUUUUCUUGCCAAGAUAUAAAUGUAACAAUCCUAAAUCAAUUUUCAAUCAUUCGAUCAUUUAGUAUUCAAAUGUGUAAAAUAAUGAAUCAACAUCAAAAAUAUGGCACAUUUACGACGAAUACAUUUUCAAAGUCAAAAAUGUUGUUCAUCAAUAUCGGCUGCUAGUAUGCCCGAUUUUAGUGAUAAUUAUUUUGAAGAACUUAAGAAAAAGAUUCGUUUAAUUCGUGAUGAUGUUAUAAAUAACAAACAAAAUGGCGAUAAACAAUUUGAUAAAAAUCAACAACAACCACAGCAACAACAACAGUCAUUAUCAGUAACAGAUCGACAACAACAACAACAAUCAUCCGAUCAUCAUAAUGCUGUAAUAUUUUCAUUAAAAAAUCAAGUUACCGGUCUUGUUCGUGCAUUACGAAUAUUUCAAGAAUUUAAUAUUAAUGUUCGCCAUAUUGAAUCAAGAAAAUCUAAACGAAAAGAUUCACAAUAUGAAAUCUAUUUGGAUAUUGAUUGUGAUGAUAAGGAAAAAAUGCAACAAUUACUUCAUCAACUUAGACAUGAAGUAGAUUGUUGUACAUAUGAAGAAUUUGAACGUAUUUGUAGUUCACCAAAAUCAAAAGAUUUACCAAAACAAUUACCAUCGAUACUUACAUCACAAUCAUCAUUUGAUAAUGGUGAUCUUAUUGGUGAAGAUGGUAUGCCAUGGUUUCCAAAACGUAUUUCCGAUCUUGAUUAUUCAUCUAAUCGUGUUUUAAUGUAUGGUGCUGAAUUGGAUGCUGAUCAUCCAGGAUUUAAAGAUCCAAUUUAUCGACAACGACGAAAAUAUUUUACUGAUUGUGCAAUGAAUUAUCGUCAUGGACAACCAAUUCCACGCAUAGAAUAUACAGAAGAAGAAACAAAAACCUGGGGUGUUAUCUAUACAGAAUUACGUAAACUUUACAAACGAUAUGCAUGUCAAGAAUUUAAUGAAAAUCUUGAAUUAUUGGAACAAUAUUGUGGUUAUCGUGCAAAUAAUAUUCCACAAUUGGAAGAUAUUUCACAAUUUCUUAAACAGCGAACUGGAUUUCAACUUCGAUGUGUAGCUGGUUAUCUUUCGGCAAGAGAUUUUCUUGCUGGUUUAGCUUUUCGUUUGUUUUAUUGUACACAAUAUAUUCGACAUUCCAGUGAUCCAUUCUAUACUCCUGAACCGGAUUGUUGUCAUGAAUUAUUGGGACAUUGUCCAUUAUUAGCUGAUCCAAGUUUUGCACAAUUUUCACAAGAAAUUGGUCUUGCUUCAUUGGGUGCCAAAGAUGAAGAAGUGGAUAAAUUAGCAACCUGUUAUUUUUUCACUAUUGAAUUUGGUCUUUGUAAACAACAGAAUGAAUUAAAAGUUUUUGGUGCUGGUCUAUUAUCAUCGGUUGCUGAAUUAAAACAUGCUGUAUCUGGUUCAGCACAUAUUAUUCCAUUCGAUCCGAUUAUUACCUGUCAACAAGAACCAAUGAUAACAACAUUUCAAAAAAUGUAUUUCUAUACAGAUUCAUUUACAGAUGCAAAAGAAUUGAUGAGAGAAUUUGCUAAAACAAUAAAACGUCCAUUUGGUGUACGUUAUAAUCCAUAUACACAAUCGGUUGAAAUAUUAAGUAAUACGAAAAAAAUAUUGAAUUUAGUUAGUGAAUUAAAAGGUGAUCUUUGUAUUGUUACCAAUGCAUUGGCUAAAAUUCGUGAAGAUAAUGAAAAUGGUAAUAAUCAAGAUCCGAUUGAUUUAAUGAAUAAUGAAAAUCAUCUUGGAACAAUAACGACAAUGACAACAAGUGAAGCUGAUGAACGUCGUAAUAGUCAGGCUAAUUUAGAUCAAAUGAUUAAUGAUAUGAAUAAUAUACAGGUAUCAUGUCAAAAUCAUGAACAACAACAGGAUCGAAAAAAUUAAUUUUUUUUUUAAUUCAUCAAAUGUUACGUUAUAAAUGAAAUCAAAAA